Brassica napus (rape) is the source of this 1131-nucleotide messenger RNA. Its product is annotated as 60S ribosome subunit biogenesis protein NIP7 homolog. The transcript has a single exon. The record is from RefSeq and is a predicted model, not a curated record. Lineage: Eukaryota; Viridiplantae; Streptophyta; Magnoliopsida; Brassicales; Brassicaceae. Bases 428 to 991 code for a protein of 187 amino acids. Gene Ontology annotation, molecular function: RNA binding. Gene Ontology annotation, biological process: ribosome assembly; ribosomal large subunit biogenesis. Gene Ontology annotation, cellular component: preribosome, large subunit precursor; nucleus; nucleolus.
GAAGCUCGUGGCAUUUGAAUUGUAGUAACAAGUUGUUGAGCCGAUCUAGCGAGCCAUAUUACAUUGGAUUGAUGUAAUCCAUCUCCUACAGCAAGUUUCUUCCCAGUUCACUCGUGAGUGACGCAGUCGAUUCCGGUGAAUUUGUAAAAAUUGGUCUGCAGAAUGAAAAAAUCGGUCGAGGGUUACGGUCUUGUGAACCUGCUUUGGAGUGAAUGGAUUAUCUUAAGGUUUCCGUAAAACUUUAUUCGGGUGAACGGUGAAUUUCUUUUUGUAACUCAGGGGUUAAAUUAGUAAUACCUGUUUCAAAAGGACCAAAUUCGAAAUUAUAAAAACUCAUCGGCCCUAAAACCCUAAAAAGAGAACUCAAAUCUCAGACAAAACAGAGCGCUGCUUCCUUGUCCUAAACCACCUCUCUCUCCAAAAAAAAAUGAGGCCUUUAGACGAGAACGAGACGACCGUCGUCUUCGAGAAGAUCUUCAAAUUCGUGGGCAACAACCUCAAGAACAUCGUCGAGAACCCCUCCCACGAAGGACCCGAAUCAGAUCCCGGCCGCUACUGCUUCCGCCUCCAGAAGAACAGAGUCUACUACGCGAGCGAGUCCCUCGUGAAGCGAGCCACGAACAUCUCCCGCAAAAGCCUGGUCUCCCUCGGGACCUGCAUCGGGAAGUACACCCACGCGGGGAGCUUCCACCUGACGAUCAUGUCGCUCAACCUCUUGGCGGCGAACGCGAAGCACAAGGUGUGGCUGAAACCCACCUCGGAGAUGUCGUUUCUCUACGGGAACCACGUGCUGAAAGGAGGGCUAGGGAGGAUUACUGAUAGCAUCGUCCCCGGAGAUGGAGUUGUCGUGUUCUCCAUGUCUGAUGUUCCGUUGGGGUUUGGUAUUGCGGCGAAGAGUACGCAGGACUGUCGGAAGUUGGAUCCGAAUGGUAUCGUUGUGCUUCAUCAGGCUGAUAUUGGAGAGUAUUUGAGGGAUGAAGACGAGCUUUGAAAAUGGUUGAAAGGUUUUGUCUUUUUGAGGAUCUUAGCUUUGGUUCUGCUUUGUUGUUUUAAUUUUCUUUUUUGAGGUUUUGAGAUAUGUAACUGUUACAAAAGUUGUGGUGGAUUUAUGAAAGUCUCGUUUUUUAUGAA